Molecule: messenger RNA, 592 nt
Organism: Myotis myotis
Lineage: Eukaryota; Metazoa; Chordata; Mammalia; Chiroptera; Vespertilionidae
Gene: TFF2
Product: trefoil factor 2
Exons: 4
Coding region: 41-424 (127 amino acids)
Biological process (GO): chemokine-mediated signaling pathway; negative regulation of gastric acid secretion; maintenance of gastrointestinal epithelium
Molecular function (GO): CXCR4 chemokine receptor binding
Source: RefSeq, a predicted model, not a curated record
CUGCAUUCUGCAGCGGCCCCGGGUGCAGCUGAGCGCGGACAUGGCAGGCGCCCGGCUCCUGGCAGCGGUCCUCGUCCUGGGUCUGUGCGCCAUGGCGGGGGCCGGGAAACCUUCCCCCUGCCAGUGCUCCAGGAUGAACCCCGACAGCAGGAAGAACUGCGGCUUCCCGGGCAUCACCAGUGAGCAGUGCUUCGCCGCUGGCUGCUGCUUCGACACCACCGUCCCGGGGGUGCCCUGGUGCUUCACGCCCCUCCCCAUGGAAGACAAGGAGGAGUGUGUCAUGGAAGUGUCGGCCCGCGUGAACUGUGGCUACCCCGGCAUCAGCUCCGAGGUCUGCGCGUCUCGAAAGUGCUGCUUCUCCGACACCAUCCCUGAAGUGCCCUGGUGCUUCUUCCCAAAGCCCGUGCAAGACUGUCACUAUUAAGGGGCAGUGGCUUCAGAGGGCCGCCGGCUCCUGCACACUCUGAAACAGCGAGAGGACUCACCAGCUCAUCCGUUCCUGCCCCGUGUUUCCUGAAUGCCUGGGUUUUCUUCGUCGCUUUUUACCUGGUUCAGUGGGUUCACAUUCAGUGUCUUCAAAUAAAGGAAACCC